AGAGCGCCAUUAGCAAGCAUGAUGCAGAACGAACUUCUCACAAUCGUCACUCUAUGGUUGAUCGUCCCAGGGCUGCUUUCACAGAUGGAUGAUAUUAACAGGUGCGUGUACGAAGUGAACGAACGUGAUUUAGUUGCCAACUGUUCUAGCAGAAACCUCACUGCAGUCCCCCAAGGAUUUGUUAAAAAUGUGACUGUCAUUGAUUUGACAAUGAAUAAAAUAACAAGCAUCGGAAAGAUGUCCUUUCCUUACCCUCUGAAGGUACACACGCUCAGUCUGCAUCAGAAUCUGCUUACUCAUCUUGAUGAAGGUUCUCUGAAGAAUUUACCAGAACUUUCGAAACUUGACCUUGGAGGAAACAGUAUUAACUUCACAUCUUUAUCGUUACCGACAGGUCUCUUCAGAGGUCUUCCACUAAAACGCCUUUUAAUGAGUAACAUGAGUGGUAUACUCAAUGCGGAAUACCCAGAGGAUGCAUUUCUUGAUCUCCAUCAACUGCAAGAGCUCUCCAUUGACGCGCCUCCAAACCCAACAUUUGGUGUUGGAUUUCUCAAUAUGACAAAUUUACAAACUUUAACCAUUAGCUUUUGUGAAAAGGAAAGCUUAAAUACAAGUGCAUUUGAAGUUUUCCAAAAGUUUAACCUUUCAGCAUUUCAGAUAAAUGCAUGUGAUAUAGGGCAGGUUGAUACAAAUAUUACUGAUAUAUUUCCCAAUUUAGAUAUCUUAGACAUUAGGGACACGGUCGGCACCGAUCUACCCAAGCGAUUGAUGAGUUUAAAGAAUUAUGAAAACUCAUCCAUGCAACGAGUUUCAUUCAUUAAAAACGUGGCGGGAGAUAAGGAUCCUACUGAAUAUUGUAACAUGUUAUCAAAAGAUUUGACACGUUAUCUUAUCACAAUGUGUGUUUCAGAAGUGUAUCUUAUUGGUAACAAAAUACAAAUCAUUGAGAGAGGUACUUUGAUUCAGCCACCAUUUUCCGAAUGCCUUCGCGUUUUAGAUCUCAGUCACAACAUGAUCCUCGAUGAGUAUGGGAUACUUGAAACGCUUUACUUUUAUCCAAAUUUGGUCUCAUUUCACUUUGAACAAUUUUUGGAAGAUCUCAAACAGGUUUAUCAUCAAGUGUUUCAUUUCUAUGAUGCAAGUUCAAUUUUUCAAGACACAAAUGAAACUGUAUGGCCACCACACAACCCCGAAACAUGUCUCUUCACUGUGGGUGCUGAAAAACGAGACAAUGAAGUUAUUCUACAAAAUGAACGUAGUAAAAGAGAGAUUUUGAUUUUGGUAUUUCCUCGAAAUCUGACCUCGCUUUAUUUUGCACCAUCAUUAAAACCUUUUGCUAAUAUCGAACAUAAUCUGGUUUUUUGGGGAACUGAAAAAUGGUCAAAAGUGCGUUUUUCCAACUGUUCGGUACUUGCAAAAAAUGUCAAGUUCUUUGGACUAGAGAACCUUAAAAGUUUGGAAAUUUCUGGCAACGGAUUUACAGAACUACCAACAACAUUUAUGAAAUCCUUCCCCAAUAUUCAAAAUCUGUCAUUGAACCAUAUCACACACGGAUUUGGGGAAAUAAGUGAAAACAUAGACUCUGAAGACCCUCAGUGGGUGUGUAGCACCUUGAGACAGAAGCUGGAAGAUGAAAGGGAGCUUCGUCUCUGUAUCCCUGAAAGAGAUUUCGAUCCAGGAGUCUACACCUGUGAGGAGGUUCUCGGUGCCAUAAAUCAAAGUUGGAAGACUAUUAUCUAUCUGACCCAGACCUUCCUGGAGGACGAGCUAUGCUCCUUCAGGCUUUCAUCUGCUAUUUAUGUCGGUGAGAACCUGACGUCUGAUAGAUUCAUCAUACUGUACUCGGAUGCUGUGUUCCGUCACCCACUCCCUUCUAUCAUUAACCAACUUCUGGAUAAAGACAACAGGUUUCCUAUAGAGAGGUUCCAUGAGAGUUCAUUAUGGGAUCAGCUUCACAGCAGGAUCUUGUGUAAGGAUUGA
Molecule: messenger RNA, 1980 nt
Organism: Haliotis rubra (blacklip abalone)
Lineage: Eukaryota; Metazoa; Mollusca; Gastropoda; Lepetellida; Haliotidae
Product: toll-like receptor 8
Exons: 3
Coding region: 19-1980 (653 amino acids)
Biological process (GO): signal transduction
Molecular function (GO): protein binding
Source: RefSeq, a predicted model, not a curated record